This is a messenger RNA of Pyrenophora tritici-repentis Pt-1C-BFP, 636 nucleotides long. Its product is annotated as 40S ribosomal protein uS8. Gene Ontology annotation, molecular function: structural constituent of ribosome. Lineage: Eukaryota; Fungi; Ascomycota; Dothideomycetes; Pleosporales; Pleosporaceae. The record is from RefSeq and is a predicted model, not a curated record. Gene Ontology annotation, biological process: translation. Gene Ontology annotation, cellular component: cytosolic small ribosomal subunit; ribosome.
ACCACAGUUUACCACCGCACCUAACGAGCGCGCGCAGAUACCUCAGUCGCCUCAGCCACCGAGAAUCUCCCGACAAAACCGCCAAAAUGGUCAAGACCUCCGUUCUUAACGACGCUCUGAAUGCGAUCAACAACGCCGAGAAGGCUGGCAAGCGCCAGGUCCUGAUCCGCCCGUCCUCCAAGGUCAUCGUCAAGUUCCUCACUGUCAUGCAGCGUCACGGCUACAUUGGCGAGUUCGAGGAGGUCGACGACCACCGCAACGGCAAGAUCGUCAUCCAGCUCAACGGCCGUGUCAACAAGACCGGUGUCAUCUCGCCCCGUUACAACGUUCAGCUCCGCGACAUGGAGAAGUGGGUUGUCAAGCUACUUCCCUCGCGUCAAUUCGGUUUCAUCGUUCUGACCACCUCCGCUGGUAUCAUGGACCACGAGGAGGCCCGCAGAAAGCACGUCGCCGGAAAGGUUCUGGGUUUCUUCUACUAGGUUGUUCGAUUUAGGUGGAAUGGGAUGCAAUAUACCCCGGACUUAGUUAAGCAGGCGCAUCCGUUUGGCUAGGUAGUCCAUCAUGGCAACAUUAGACGAAGAAAUGACAAAAAGUUGAUGACUGUAGAGAUACGCUGGAACAAGAUUUUAUUCACAC